Molecule: messenger RNA, 1623 nt
Organism: Aspergillus terreus NIH2624
Lineage: Eukaryota; Fungi; Ascomycota; Eurotiomycetes; Eurotiales; Aspergillaceae
Product: sugar porter family MFS transporter
Exons: 3
Coding region: 1-1623 (540 amino acids)
Biological process (GO): carbohydrate transport; transmembrane transport
Cellular component (GO): membrane
Molecular function (GO): carbohydrate:proton symporter activity
Source: RefSeq, a predicted model, not a curated record
AUGGGUUUUCUACUGAAAAAGCCCCACGAUGCGGCUGGGUCUGCAGCCCCGGCCAUUAUCAUCGGCCUGUUUGUCGCAUUUGGAGGAUUGCUCUUCGGGUUCGUUGGAUCGUUCGCCGUGAGGCAUCGAUAUGACACCGGCACCAUCAACGGCAUUCUGGCCAUGAAAUACUGGCGUAAACUCUUCUCCACCGGCUACAUCAACCCCGCGGACAACUAUCCCGAUGUGACCUCGUCGCAGUCGUCCAUGAUCGUAUCGCUGCUGUCCGCGGGCACCUUCUUCGGCGCCUUGACGGCGGCCCCCGUCGCCGACUACUUUGGUCGCCGCAUCGGCAUGAUCCUCGACACCGGUGUCUUCUGCUUUGGCGUUAUCCUCCAGACGGUGGCGACGUCGAUCCCGCUAUUCGUCGCGGGGCGGUUCUUCGCGGGGUACGGUGUGGGUUUGCUGUCGGCCACUGUGCCGCUGUACCAGUCCGAAACCGCGCCCAAGUGGAUUCGAGGCACCAUUGUCGGUGCUUACCAGCUGGCUAUCACCAUCGGACUGCUUGUCGCGGCCGUGGUGAACAAUGCGACUAAGGACCGUAUGGACACGGGGUCCUACCGCAUUCCCGUCGCCGUGCAGUUUGCCUGGGCAAUUAUCCUCGUCACGGGUAUGAUUGUUCUGCCGGAGACGCCGCGCUUCCUGAUUAAGAAGGGUAAGCAUGAAGCGGCGUCUAAGGCGCUAGCUCGGCUGCGUCGUCUCGACAUCAAUAACCCGGCUAUCGUCUCGGAGCUGGCGGAGAUCCAGGCCAACCAUGAAUACGAGCUCAGCGUCGGCAAGGCCAGCUACUGGGAGAUCCUCAAGGGCACUCUCGGAAAGCGUCUGGCGACCGGAUGUGCGGUGCAGAUGCUGCAGCAGCUUUCGGGAGUGAACUUCAUCUUUUACUAUGGAACAACCUUCUUCGAGCACUCCGGCAUUAAGAACGGCUUCAUCAUUACCCUGAUCACGAACAUCGUCAACGUCGUCUCCACCUUCCCGGGUCUCUAUAUGGUCGAGAAAUGGGGUCGUCGUCCGCUGCUCCUCUUUGGGGCGGUGGGCAUGUGCGUGUGCCAGCUGAUCGUGGCCAUCGUCGGCACCGUCGCCACCUCUGACGUCGCCAACAAGGUGCUGAUCGCCUUCGUGUGCGUCUACAUCUUCUUCUUCGCCUCGUCUUGGGGCCCUGUCGCCUGGGUGGUCACCGGCGAGCUGUUCCCACUCAAGGCCCGCGCUAAAUGCUUGUCCAUCACCACCGCGACGAACUGGCUCUUCAACUGGGCCAUCGCCUACGCGACGCCGUAUAUGGUCAACGCGGGCCCCGGCAAUGCGAACCUCCAGUCCAAGGUCUUCUUUAUCUGGGGCGGCUUCUGUUUCUUCGCCAUUAUCUUCGUGUACACCUGUAUCUACGAGACUAAGGGCCUUACCCUGGAGCAGGUCGACGAGCUGUACGCCAAGGUCGCUGUCGCGUGGCAGUCGACCUCAUUCAGGCCCUCGGUGCAUUACACGGAUGUGCGCGAUGUCGCCGAUGGACAUUCUGAUGUGGAUCUGGUGAAGCUCGAGGCCGAGGCCCAGGUGAAGCAUGAUGCGGAGCAUGUUGAGAGCGCAUGA